Molecule: messenger RNA, 511 nt
Organism: Pelobates cultripes (western spadefoot toad)
Lineage: Eukaryota; Metazoa; Chordata; Amphibia; Anura; Pelobatidae
Source: the annotation of a GenBank genome assembly
AUGAUCAUCUACAGGGAUAUCAUCUCCGGAGACGAGAUGUUCUCAGACAUCUACAAAAUCAAAGAAAGCAGUUGUGGACUUUGCUAUGAAUUUGAAGGCAAGAUGGUCUCUAGAACAGAAGGUCCAAUUGAUGAUGCUCUGAUUGGUGGAAAUGCAUCUGCUGAGUGCCCAAACGAAGGGUCAGAUUUAACAACAGUCACAGGAGUUGAUAUUAAAACACAAGAUUCGGGUAACUGGCUUCACAAAAGAAUCUUACAAAUCUUAUAUUAAGGGUUACAUGAAACUAAUCAAAGGAAAGCUUGAGGAAACGAAUCCAACUCGUGUUAAACCUUUCAUGACUGGUGCUGCGGAGAAAAUCAAAGACAUCCUUGGCAACUUUAAAAACUACCAGUUCCUUACAGGAGAAGGCAUGAACACAGAGGCCAUGGUGGCUCUGCUGGAUUUCCGUGAAGAUGGUAUUACUCCUUUCAUGAUCUUCUUCAAGGAUGGCCUGGAGCUAGAGAAAUGUUAA